AUGUCGAUGAACGCAACGGACAAAUUGGUGAUAGUGAUGGUUGGGCUCCCCGCCAGAGGGAAGUCGUACAUCACAAAGAAGAUUUCAAACUACUUGAACUGGUUGAACAUUGAGAACAAAGUGUUCAACGUUGGGAAUAAGAGACGGGUUGUGUGUGAUGACAAGCACGAUGCGUCGUUCUUCGACCCACAUUGCGAGGCAAACGUGAAGAUUAGGGACUUGUUGGCGAUGAAAACACUCGAUGAGGUUUUGGAGUGGAUUAGCGGCGAGGGCCAAGUUGCCAUAUUUGAUGCGACGAAUUCCACGGUGGUGAGAAGACAAAUGGUUGUCAACCACAUCAACGAAAGAGCUUCGAGCCUUGGUAUUGAAAACUAUAACGUUUUGUUCUUGGAGAGCAUCUGCAACGAUGCGGAGCUCAUUGAACAGAACAUCCUGUUGAAAUUGAACGGUCCAGAUUACAGAGACAACAAAGACAAAAUGGCAUCGUUAAGAGACUUUAAACAACGGUUGUUGAACUACGAAUCAGUCUAUGAGACCGUUGCACAGGAUGAGAUCGUGCAUUCAAACGUUUCAUACUUGAAGAUCAUCAACGUUAUCACAAUCACAACUUUCAAUAUUCAAGGGUUCUUGCCGGUCAUCUUGAACAAUUUCUUGAAUAACUUCAAUCUCACGCAGAAGAAGAUUUGGCUAUCCUUAAGCCAUUUUGAAUAUCACGAGAUUGCCGAAUUGGUUGACUCGAAGAACUUGACAAUUUUCAGUUCUUCUCCUCAUGCACAGCGAAAAAUUCCAUUGAAUUGUACACUCGAUCAGGUUCACGAUUUGAUCUUGGAUAUUGAGGCUUCGGAAGGUGAUCUCUUGGUUCAAACCGCAGAUGAAUUGUUGAUCAAUGGUAUCCUAAAGUAUUUCUUGAUCUUGGAUGACUGUCAUCCAGAUUUGACCUCCCAGUUGGUUUGUAUCCACCCUCACCAUUACUCUGUUGGAUUACAGAAAUUUAACGUGCUGGAGAUACCUGAAAUGACACGUUCCAACUCUGCAAUGUCUUCAACUACUUCUUGUAUAUAUACACCAAAGGAUGUUGAUGAGUUGGACCUGACGGCAUUCAACUACAAGAAUCUAAACCUGUCCGAUUUGCAGGCCAAGCUGGCUCAGUUACCACAUCAUGAAUGA
Molecule: messenger RNA, 1167 nt
Organism: Williopsis jadinii
Lineage: Eukaryota; Fungi; Ascomycota; Saccharomycetes; Phaffomycetales; Wickerhamomycetaceae
Product: 6PF2K-domain-containing protein
Exons: 1
Coding region: 1-1167 (388 amino acids)
Biological process (GO): fructose metabolic process; fructose 2,6-bisphosphate metabolic process
Cellular component (GO): cytosol
Molecular function (GO): ATP binding; 6-phosphofructo-2-kinase activity
Source: RefSeq, a predicted model, not a curated record